Messenger RNA from Trichosurus vulpecula (common brushtail), 936 nucleotides. RefSeq names its product phospholipid scramblase family member 5 (gene PLSCR5). Gene Ontology annotation, biological process: plasma membrane phospholipid scrambling. The record is from RefSeq and is a predicted model, not a curated record. Gene Ontology annotation, cellular component: plasma membrane. Gene Ontology annotation, molecular function: phospholipid scramblase activity. Lineage: Eukaryota; Metazoa; Chordata; Mammalia; Diprotodontia; Phalangeridae. The transcript has 7 exons. Bases 1 to 936 code for a protein of 311 amino acids.
AUGGCAAGAUUACUACUGCUUGGGAUGUCUGGUUUCAGCUCAGAUCUUCGGGACUCCAAGCCCAGUGCUCUAUCCAUUGGGCCACCUGCCUGCCCCUCUAUGUUGCUGCCAUCAGUAAUUAAUGCAUUUUCCACCAUGUACACAGGUGGUCUGUAUCGGAAAAGCCAAGGCCUUCCUGGUUUUGUCCCAGGCUAUCCUGACCCUGAUCACAGUCGUUCCACUGUGCCUUCGAAUUCAAGGAAGCAAGUAUUACUACCGCCUCUCCCACCACCUGUCAAUCUCCCUCCUGGUCUAGAAUACUUGAGCCAGUUAGACCUGAUCAUUAUACACCAGCAGGUGGAGCUGCUUGAAAUGAUACUUGGCACUGAAACUUCCAACAAAUAUGAGAUUAAAAACCGCUUGGGACAAAGAGUGUACUUUGCGGUGGAGGAAAGCAUCUGCUUUAACCGUAAUUUCUGUUCACCAUUAAGAUCCUGUACCUUGAGGAUCACUGAUAACACUGGUAGAGAAGUGAUUACAGUGCACAGACCAUUGAGAUGUACCAGCUGCUGGUGCCCUUGCUACCUACAAGAGUUAGAAAUUCAAGCCCCUCCUGGUACCAUAGUUGGUUAUGUUGUACAGAAGUGGGACCCUUUCCUGCCAACAUUCACAAUUCAAAAUGAAAGCAAAGAAGAUAUUUUGAAAAUUGUGGGUCCCUAUGCAACAUGUGGCUGUUUUGGAGACGUUGACUUUGAGGUGAAAACCAUUAAUGAAAAGAUAACAAUUGGGAAGAUUUCAAAGUAUUGGUCAGGAUUUGUAAAUGAUGUCUUCACAAAUGCUGACAACUUUGGGAUACACAUUCCUGCAGAUCUAGAUGUGAAAAUCAAAGCAGCCCUGAUUGGGGCCUGUUUUCUCUUUGACUUUAUGUUCUUUGAACAUUCACUGGCUGGACUGUAA